Molecule: messenger RNA, 891 nt
Organism: Harmonia axyridis
Lineage: Eukaryota; Metazoa; Arthropoda; Insecta; Coleoptera; Coccinellidae
Product: male-enhanced antigen 1
Exons: 1
Coding region: 113-649 (178 amino acids)
Biological process (GO): spermatogenesis
Source: RefSeq, a predicted model, not a curated record
CAUUAAUAUUAAUAUUCCGUGAUUGUCCCCUAUUGUUUUUGUAUACAUUUGAUUUGGGUGAUUUAUUGGGAAUAAAAGCUUUGUUUUUUCCUAGGCAGUAAGCUCUUGAACUAUGGUUUACACAAAUCCAAUUGUACAAGCCGAUGUGGAUAAAAUUUUCGGAGAAGAUCCAAUUGCGGCAUUUGAGGCUGAAAGUGCUGAUAUUCUACAUGGGGGAUACGAACCCCUUCCUCAGGAGCCAGAAUGUUCAGAAGAUUUACCAGCACGAUCCACAGAGUUUGACGACAUAGACAAAGGCUAUUGUCCUCUUCGGGACGAUGAAAGGAAUAUAGAUACGUUUUAUUACUAUAUUACUCAUCCUCAACCACCAACACCUAGGGAUGAUCCUACACUACCACUUCCACGAAAAUCAUUCCCACUUCCUGUUAUCUCACGGACUUCCGCUUAUGAUGAUUAUGCCAGUUCUUCUAGUUCAAAUAUAAAUAUGGACGAUAAAAAAUGUGAGGAGGUUAAAAAAAUUAUGGUGAAUAUCAAUUUGCCCACUAGUUGCAUCCCAGAGUGGGCAGCUGAUGUCCCAGAAGAACAAUGGAAGGACUUCAUUUUGCAGAGGCUGCAUUUAAAAAAGAGUACAAACUUCAUUGAUGAGUGAUGAUUCAGAUAGAAAAAAAUUGUCUUUAUAUUAUUUCAAAGUUUCCUUUUUUUAUUCAUAUUUUUUAUCAUUCAGUAGAGAGCUUCUUAUACAUUUGUUAUUUUGGUUCAUGUAUUCAAUAAGAAAUAUUUAUGUUUAUAUUUAGGUAAUCUGAGUUUUAUGUUGUAGUAAUUAAUGAUAGAUCAUAAGAAUGAAUGAUGUAACAUAAUUCAAAUAUUAACAUAUAAAGUCUUGCAACCUAA